UUCGUUCCACGAACUUCCAAUUAUGGUUGGUUAUCAAAAACGGGGAAGAGGUGCCGAUGAAGAAAGUCGGAGACAAGUUGAUCCCCAAGACCGAAGACGAGUUUGAUGCCGAGGACAUCAAAAAGGUCUAGAAUUACGCAAAGGCAAUAAACAUGCUUUAUUGUGCCGUAAAUCCUGACGACUACCGCAAGAUCUCCUGCUGCUCAACCGCCAAGGAGAUGUGGGACAAACUUGAGGUGACGUACGAAGGAACGGACCAAGUACGUGAAGCCAAGAUUGACUUCCUCACCCAAGAAUAUGAGAUGUUCAGGAUGAAGGAGCACGAGAAGAUUGACGACAUGUUCGACCGAUUUUCCAAGAUAGUCAACGAUCUUCAUGCAUUGAAGAGGACUUACACCGACAGGGAUCUUGUACGAAAGAUCCUACGGAGCUUGACAUCCGAAUGGCGAACUAAGGCCGAUGCCAUCUAUGAGUCAAUCGGCACAUCAAAUGUCACCAUCGACGGUUUAAGAGGUAACUUAAAAACUUAUGAAUCUACUAUACUUAACCAGUCUUUGAAUGACCAAAGGAAAGACAUAGCAUUAAAAGCCUUCAAAGAACCAACGAUGAAUGACUCAAGCGACGAUGAUGAAGUCAAGCUUGUCAUGAAGAGGUUUUGCAAACUUCUAAGAAAGAAAGAAAAGGUUGAGGAUGGCCCUGUGUGCUAUGGAUGUGGUGAAGCCAGGCACAUCAAGAACAAAUGCCCGAGAAACGGAAGGAACACUCGACACUUCAAAAGGCAAAGGGCGUACGAGUCAACCGACCAAGAUGAGGAUGAAGUUGCCAACCUCUGUCUCAUGGCACACGAAGACCAAACCGACGAUGUACAAGAGGGCUGCCCAUCUGCGGUGACGACAUCGCAACAUAUGGCGGCGAUGAUUGGGAUCACCAACCUCAUCCGCCACAGCGGCGCACCGACAAUUCACUCGGCCCCACUGAACAAGCGCCUCCUCCUCUACAUCAUCACCCGGAUUCUCCGCCCCCGAGACAGCAGCCAUACCUCGCUCUUCAACGAGGAUUUGAAGGCGAUUCAUGCCAUCAUCCACGGCGCCUCCAUCAAUUGGGCAAAAUUCGUGAUGAUCCACAUGGCGGAUUGCGCCUCCAUCGCCACUGGGCGGAGCUUGCCAUACGCCUUCCUCGUCAUGGACCUCAUCAUCUCCGCCGACAUCUCCAUCGCCGGCCCAGAUACGAAGAUGACAAAGAUUUGGAUAAUUCAAGACAGCACCUUCCGGAAGAAGUCCGGAGACCGGGACGACGCAGGCCCGAGUCGUGCACCAGCCCCCGCUCCCGCCAAGGCCUCUUUGCAAUCCAUAGCCGAUACUCUGAAUCGGCUAACCCUCACAGUAGACGGCAUGGAGCAGUCAAUCGAGCGGAUGGACUGGACGCUGCAACGCCAACACCACGACAUGACGGCGUUCUUCCGCGGCGUCAACUACGUCCCGCCGCCCUUUGACAGCACCUUCCUCGGCCAAAACUAUGAAGGCGAGGAUGAGGAGGAUAACUCCUAUGCUCCAUCCUCCUCCCCCGACGAGGCCGACUUUGAAGAUGCGUUCGACGGCGAUCCCAUGGAUGUCGAGGACGAUGAGGACGCCGAUGCUUAGACUUUUCUUUUCUCCUCUUACUAUGAUUGUAUUUUUUUAUUUCCAUUCCGUUGUAUUCCGCAUUUCCCUUUUUUCAUGAAUAAAAGUUUACUUUGUAA
Messenger RNA from Cuscuta campestris, 1738 nucleotides. Lineage: Eukaryota; Viridiplantae; Streptophyta; Magnoliopsida; Solanales; Convolvulaceae. The record is from the annotation of a GenBank genome assembly.